AUGUCAACACACUUCAGGAGCGGCCCGUCCUUCGGUCUGUCCGCGGAGGUCAAGAGCAAGUUGGCAGGGAAGUACGACCCCCAAAAGGAAGAAGAGCUCCGGUUAUGGAUCGAGGAGGUGACCGGCCAUAGGAUCGGGGACAACUUCAUGGACAGCCUCAAAGACGGAGUGAUACUGUGCGAACUUAUAAACGCUCUGCAGCCUGGCUCUGUGCGAAAGAUCAACCCCUCCAAUCAAAACUGGCACAAGUUGGAGAACAUCGGGAAUUUUGUGCGUGGCAUCACAGAGUACGGCCUGAAGCCUCAUGACAUCUUCGAGGCCAAUGAUUUGUUUGAGAACGUCAACCACACUCAGGUCCAGUCCACCCUCCUCACUCUGGCUGGAAUGGCCAAGUCCAAGGGGGUCCAUUCCAAGUAUGACGUUGGAGUGAAGUACGCAGAAAAACAACAGCGGAGAUUUGCUCCUGAAAAGCUCAAAGAAGGACGGAAUGUCAUUGGUCUGCAGAUGGGGACCAACAAGCUGGCGAGCCAAAAGGGCAUGACCUCCUAUGGCACACGACGUCAUCUCUAUGAUGCAAAGAUUGCCAUGGAUGCUCCUAUGGACCAGUCCACAAUCAGUCUGCAGAUGGGAACCAACAAGGGCGCCAGCCAGGCCGGCAUGACGGCACCAGGAACCCGGCGGCACAUCUUUGACAAGAAGCUGGAGCUGGAGAACUGUGACACCUCCACCAUCUCCCUGCAGAUGGGCACCAACAAAGUGGCCUCUCAGCAGGGCAUGUCCACCUACGGCCUGCCUCGCCAAGUAUACGACAACAAGUACUGCACCAACCCAACCGAAAACUUCUAUGACAACGGCGACGUGCUGGAGUUCGAUGGCUAUAACCAGUACUCUGAUUGA
Knipowitschia caucasica is the source of this 897-nucleotide messenger RNA. The record is from the annotation of a GenBank genome assembly. NCBI's taxonomy places the organism in Eukaryota, Metazoa, Chordata, Actinopteri, Gobiiformes, Gobiidae.